This is a messenger RNA of Plodia interpunctella (Indianmeal moth), 1378 nucleotides long. RefSeq names its product collagen alpha-1(I) chain-like. Lineage: Eukaryota; Metazoa; Arthropoda; Insecta; Lepidoptera; Pyralidae. The transcript is spliced from 7 exons. The coding region runs from base 165 to 1358 and encodes 397 amino acids. The record is from RefSeq and is a predicted model, not a curated record.
UAUGGCCGCAACGUCUAGCAGUGGAAGUUGUGUCGCGGCCUUGCGCGUGCGCCGGUGUUCUGCCGUGUUCUGGUGCGCCGGACUCAGUUACAUAACAGAGGGCGAGCAGUGCGCACUGCACCCUUGUGCAUUGUAGCUGAUGACGAUUCCAUUCCGAGAUCAACAUGAAGAGUGAAGCAUUCUGGGUGUUCCUGGCGCUGUGCGCGCGGGCGACAGCAGAUAAGUGGAAGUUCCCGGAAGGCAGCGCCUCCGUGCGAGUAGAUACUAAGGUCCAGUUCGUUGACGAAGGGCGUCCUACUUCAGACAGGAACACCCACCAAAGUGACAUUCUAGAGGAUGAGUCGGCGCCGUUCCAGCCUGCGAAAGACACGUCCGGCUUCUACAACCGGCCGAUAGACGCGUCGGGCCGGUAUCCGGUCCGGGUGGAGACACACGAGCCGUAUCGCCACUUGCCAGCCCAGCCCUCCUACGACGGCACAGUGGAUUCCCUGCUGCAGUGCAAAUGUGUUUCGAACCCAGACUGCAACUCAGGGCACGACUCCUCCAAUGUGUGCGGCCCUGGUAAGCAUCUCUGCUGUGCAAAACGUCCUAACAAAGCGACUUAUCCCAGCCCAGAAUUUUUCAAUGAGAUAAAUGACGAACGCCCCCAGCUGUACCCCGGGCGGGACGACGUGGCGGGCCCCUUCCCCCCGCCCCCGGGCUCGGUGUUCAACUUCGAGCACGAAGCCUCCGGCUUUCGGCAGCAGCAGCCCAUCAUCAUCGGACCAGGCUCCACUGGUAACACUGGACCUCCUACCAAACAAGUCCUCGUAGGACCUGACGGACCCACUGGAAUCAUAGGCCCUGCGAAGACUAGACAAGAGAGUCCAGGCGUAUUAGUUGGGCCAGGCGGGCCUACUGGGGUGAUUGGACCACCUAACAAAAAUGAUGACAGAUAUAUAGGACCACCUCGAGACGUGGGAUCAGGUGAAUCAGCCCAGCGAGGAGUGUUAGUAGGCCCGGGUGGCCCGACUGGUAUGAUCGGGCCCGCGGGCUAUGGCGGCCGGCGGCCGAUACUGGUGGGCCCCGGGGGUCCCACUGGCAUUAUUGGGCCUUUUGGAUAUGGCACCCAAAUGAGAAAUCCGGGCUUACUAGUCGGACCCGGAGGCCCUACAGGUAUAAUAGGCCCUGGAAGACAAAUACUCGUUGGACCAGGCGGCCCCACAGGCCAGAUAGGACCUAGAAGGCCGUUCUACUAUGCGGACAGAGACUACCGCCGACGCUGCCCACGACAUCGCAACAAGGACAAGCCCAGGGAGGACCACGUCGGGCCCUCUGAAGGAUCUGCCAGAAGAAGAAGACCCGAAAAAUUAGAAUAAAUAAGCUACACGAUAGGCAA